Camelus dromedarius (Arabian camel) is the source of this 1624-nucleotide messenger RNA. It is a transcript of the gene ZFTRAF1, whose product is annotated as zinc finger TRAF-type containing 1. NCBI's taxonomy places the organism in Eukaryota, Metazoa, Chordata, Mammalia, Artiodactyla, Camelidae. The transcript is spliced from 4 exons. The record is from RefSeq and is a predicted model, not a curated record. Gene Ontology annotation, cellular component: nucleus. Gene Ontology annotation, molecular function: zinc ion binding. The coding region runs from base 16 to 1221 and encodes 401 amino acids.
GGCCGGCCGGCCGCGAUGUCCGGCGCGGAGGAGGCCGGCGGGGGCGGCCCGGCCGCGGGGCCUGCCGGCGUCGUGCCGGCCGGGGCCGGGGUCGGGGCCGGGGCCGGGGCGGCCGCAGGGCCGGCGGCGGCGCUGGGCGAGGCGGCGGGGCCCGGGCUCCCAGACGAGGCGGGCCUGGCCGGAGCCCGGCAGCUGCAAGAAGCGGCCGGCGACCCCGACGCGCCGCCCAAGAAGCGGCUACGGGCGGCCGAGGCGGCCGAGGCGGCGGCGGCGGCGGCGGCGGCGGGCAGCGGGAAGCUGGAGGAGCGGCUCUACUCGGUUCUGUGCUGCACGGUCUGCCUGGACCUUCCCAAGGCCUCCGUGUACCAGUGUACUAACGGUCACUUGAUGUGCGCUGGCUGUUUUAUCCACCUACUAGCAGAUGCCCGGCUGAAGGAGGAGCAGGCCACGUGCCCCAACUGUCGUUGCGAGAUCAGCAAGAGCCUCUGCUGCCGCAACCUGGCCGUGGAGAAGGCCGUGAGUGAGCUGCCCUCCGAGUGUGGCUUCUGCCUGUGCCAGUUCCCCCGCUCCCUCCUGGAGAGACACCAGAAAGAGGAGUGCCAGGACAGGGUCACCCAGUGCAAGUACAAGCGCAUCGGCUGCCCAUGGCACGGCCCUUUCCAUGAGCUGACGGUGCAUGAGGCCGCGUGCGCCCACCCAACCAAGACGGGCAACGAGCUGAUGGAGAUCCUGGAUGAGAUGGACCAGAGCCACCGCAGGGAGAUGCAGCUGUACAACAGCAUCUUCAGCCUGCUCAGCUUUGAGAAGAUCGGCUACACAGGCGGUUACUGCAGUGGCUGUGGGCCUCCUGAGGCCAGCGAGAAGACAGUCAGGGCCAGGGCUCCAGAACGAGCCAAGGGUCCCCAAGUCGAGCUGCAGAGCUGGGCGUGGACGCCCCAAGAUGGGCAGGCUGGACUGCACCCAGGCCCACUGGAUCUCUUGGGCUCUCCUGGCCACCACUACUGCCUUUGGACACGCUGGGGAGCAGGAGUCAGGCCAGAAGCUGGUCUAGACACAGAGAACAGCAAGAAGCACCUGCUGUCGCUGGAGCUGCUGGGGGUAUUCUGGUCCUCUCCUGCCCAGCCCACGCCAGGCGGCCGGCUCAGAGCAUCAAGGGCAGCCACAGGCAGCAGUCACACCAUGCUGCCUGGACUGGGCCUGGCGAGGUGUAGGCCUGUGUAGGCCCCAGAGGCUGAGGGCCUGGGGCCUCAGCAGCAAAAGGCCACGGCCCUUGAUUAGUCGUAGCCUCAGCCAUCCUGGUGGGCAGCGUAUCACAGACAGUCCAGGCCAGGCCUCGAGGGUCCGGGCAGGCCGAGGCAUCGUGACUGCAAUGGCAGCCGGGCAGAAACAACUGGCCACCUCCGUGGAGUGACUCGCAGGCCAUGGGCCGUGCUGAGAGGACAGUGUGACAGCAGUCGCCCACUGACGGGCAGGCCUGCGGCCGGCUGGCAGAGCCCAGCAUUGGGCCAGACACUGGCACUCCGCCUCACAGCCCAGCGCAGGCUUGGGUGCCACGCGCCAGCCCUCCUGCCGGCUUUUCUGGCAGCUCUGUAUCAGAACCAAUAAAGUGCACUUGUUCUCAGAA